CUCACUCUCCUCACAAGAUAACGAGGAAGUGAGGAACAGUCAUCGCUGAACCCCUGAAACUGGAUAGCUAAAACCUUCGGUCUCUGCUUCAAGAAAACAAUGCAGUUUCCCAAGUUCAAGCAACCAGAGAUUUCAUCUGAUGCCAAUCAAGCGAAGCCAAGUCUUCAACAAACCUUCAUUGACAUUCGAAACCAUUGCUCUGGUUUCCUACAGCACAUCACGGACUCCAUCAGUCAACAACAGCAAAAACAGCCCAAUUUCCCUUUUUCCAAUCCUAAUCCAUCUUCCUUGAAGACCCAUCUCGAGUUAGCCUUGGAAAAUCUCGGAAACCAAGCGAAACGGGCUUUCCAAACUGGCAUUUCUGGUUUUGUUUCUACUUCACCGUCUUCCGGAAAAAACCCAGUUUGGGCUCGGGUUUCUGCACAGAAUGAGACUCUUUCUGAACCCAUUCAUCGGUUCGACCUCGCCAUGUCUACCGAAGCCAUUGAAGAGCGUUUAUCUGGUGUUCCCGUCUAUGCCCUUAGCAACUCUGCUGAAGAAUUCGUGCUGGUUUCAGGCGUUAGGACGGGGAAAUCCCUUGGUCUCUUUUGCUUCAAGAAGGAAGACGCUGAAGCACUUCUGGAGCAAAUGAAGUCUAUGGACCCUGGGAUGCGCGGGGGCUCGAGAGUCGUUGCUGUUGCUCUCAACAAGGUUUUCCAGCUGAAGGUUGACGGCGUUGCCUUUAGGUUCAUACCUGAUUCUUCUCAAAUCAAGAAUGCACUAAAGGAGAGGAAAAAAGCUGGAUUUUCUGAGGAUGGCUUCUCUGGGGUUCCAGUUUUCCAGUCACGGAGCCUUAUUUUGCAAAGCCAAAACAAGAAGUAUCGUCCAGUUUUCUUCAGAAAGGAGGACCUAGAGAACUCACUACUACGAGCUUCUAGACAGCAAAAUCAAUUAAACCCAGCCUUCAAACAGGGAGAUAUACAGGUUGCUGUUCUUGAGGAAAUAAUACAAGGAAUGAAGGAGGGUUCUAAAUCAAAGUGGGAGGAUGUUGUUUUCAUUCCACCUGGUUUUGACAUUUCAGUUGAUCUUCCGACACAAGAGAAGCUUACUGCAAUGGGGUAGGCACUAGUAUUCGUGGACUUGUCUGAUCGGUGAAGCUUAUCAAGGUUUAUUUCAAGCCCAAUAGUAUACGUGAAACAUAAGGGAAGACUUACCAGCUUGGUUAUGAGUAGGGUAACUUUCUCUUAAAACGAAUGGUACAAUGUUAUACAUGUACAAUAUUGAGUUUAUCUGAUUUUCAUAAACAUUAACUGACCUUCUGAACUACAAACAUGAAUCAAGGAGGUGCUUACUACCAGUUUUCAUCUUCUUUAAAAUGUCAUAUCUAUUCAGAAAAAUGGCAUUAGCAUUUCAUUUUUUCUAUUUCUC
Messenger RNA from Telopea speciosissima, 1407 nucleotides. Its product is annotated as protein TIC 22-like, chloroplastic. Gene Ontology annotation, biological process: protein transport. Lineage: Eukaryota; Viridiplantae; Streptophyta; Magnoliopsida; Proteales; Proteaceae. The transcript is spliced from 7 exons. The record is from RefSeq and is a predicted model, not a curated record. The coding region runs from base 100 to 1101 and encodes 333 amino acids. Gene Ontology annotation, cellular component: chloroplast.